UGCAACAUAGCCGUAAGCCGACCUUAGCAUCUUUCUUAAUUUCCUUUCAUUAGCCUUCUCAGUAAUUAGACGACAAAUAGCGGGAUCGCACUAUUCAACUCCAAAUUAUCUCUCUUCAAACUCGGCCUUGAAACUUCCUGAAAUUCCAAGUCCACUGUCUCACUCCAAAUCAAAGCUUUCUUCAAUGGCGGAUACUUCUAGACCCGUAACGGGUUAUCCGGCAUCAAGCUACCCUCAGUCUCAACCCACCGUGGGCAACCCUAAUGGGUACCCUUACCCAGCGCCCCACGCUCCUCCGUACCAUCACCAGCAACCACCGCCCAAUAACCACAACUACGCCUAUCCCUACCGCUACGACCCCGCACGCACUACCUUCCUCCGUCGCCUCGUCGCAGCUAUGAUCGCCUUCUUCAUCGUAUCCGCCUCUAUCAUCUUCAUCAUCUGGCUCGUCCUCCGUCCCCGCCUCCCCAAUUUCUCAGUGGACUCCGUCUCGCUUACUAAUUUCAACGUCUCUUCCACUUCGGCCAUCUCCGGAAAUUGGGCUGUUGGAUUCUCCGUCAACAACCCCAACAAGAAGAUGAGCAUCGCCUACGACGAGAUCGAUUCGGUAGUUUUCUAUAAAUCAACUUUCCUGUCUGAGACCCGAAUCUCACCCUUCACUCAGGCGACCCGGUCCCAGUCCUCCAUCAACGCCACAUUCUCUGCUGCCAACUCCUACGUGGAACAGUCCGUCGUUAGCGGCAUUGCAACUGACCGAGGUCGUGGCACUGUGAAUUUCAACAUUAGGGUUUUGGCUAGAGUUGGAUUCCGUACAGGCGGUUGGCGACUCAGGAGGCGGUUGCUUAGGGUUUUGUGUGAGAACGUUGGGGUGGGUGUUUCUUCAACUAGUGGUUCCGGAAAGCUGAUCGGUGGAGCAAGGGAGUGCCGGGUUGGUAUUUGAAUUAUUUAUUUUUCAAGAGUAUUUUUUUUCUGUCAAAGAUGUUUACUAUAUUUCCCAUAUUUUUAAAAUGGGAUGUGAUUUGAGAUGAUUAGCUAGCUGUAGUUAGGUGUAAAUGAAUGUAUAGAUUCUUCACCAAAUUUAUUUUGGUAUUGGUACUAAUGUUUUUUGCUUAUGUUUCCCUUCCUUCUUUCUGACACAUAUUCUUAUAUGUUAAAUGUAUUAAUUUUUUAAA
Molecule: messenger RNA, 1172 nt
Organism: Humulus lupulus (European hop)
Lineage: Eukaryota; Viridiplantae; Streptophyta; Magnoliopsida; Rosales; Cannabaceae
Product: NDR1/HIN1-like protein 10
Exons: 1
Coding region: 185-940 (251 amino acids)
Cellular component (GO): plasma membrane
Source: RefSeq, a predicted model, not a curated record